This is a messenger RNA of Ylistrum balloti, 1175 nucleotides long. RefSeq lists its product as uncharacterized. Gene Ontology annotation, molecular function: ubiquitin conjugating enzyme binding; ubiquitin protein ligase activity. Bases 84 to 1175 code for a protein of 363 amino acids. The transcript has 4 exons. The record is from RefSeq and is a predicted model, not a curated record. Gene Ontology annotation, cellular component: ubiquitin ligase complex; endoplasmic reticulum; cytoplasm. Lineage: Eukaryota; Metazoa; Mollusca; Bivalvia; Pectinida; Pectinidae. Gene Ontology annotation, biological process: regulation of mitochondrion organization; regulation of cellular response to oxidative stress; negative regulation of protein phosphorylation.
UUGUCACAUAGACAGAACGUAUAUAAACCUGUUGAUAGCCGUGAACGAGAUGUUGGAGCAAUGUUAUAUUGUCGUCGCUGAAAAUGAGUAAGAGACCCUGGAACAAUAAAGAAGAUGUCCCGAUAUCUAAGAAAAAAUUGGUUAGUCCAAGUUCUGAGAAAUCCCCCGUGAAAGUACCGUGGAAUUCCAUCGGUGUGUGGCGUUUCGGAGAGAACGAUUUGUUCGUGACAGUCCUAAAGUCUUGGAGUGUUUCAAAAUGCAUCGAAAAUGUUCGAAGGGAACUAAAAGAAAAUGGCGACAAUGGCGUUUUUCAACUUGACCUUUGGGUAAAAAACAGGAGCAUCAUGUUAGAUGACCAGAAAUCACUCUCAGACUAUCCCGGACUGACAAAGUUGUAUGUAGUUCGAAGACCUAAAUUUAGAAACGCACCUCUAAGAUUCCAAACGUCGGACAAUGACGUCACGGAUCCUUUCAGUGACGACACUUGUGUUCGGAUGGAAUGUGGUCAUGCGAUAUCACCUGAGAACCUCUAUACAUAUGCUUGGAAUAAAAUAACAAAUGGCGAACUUGAGGUCACGUGCCCUGCCAUACCGGACGACAAUAGACCGAGUGAGCAAUGCGCCAAACUUUGGACGUUCAAGAGCAUUUGUUCGCGCGCCUGUCUGUCAUGUGACGAGACAAAUCUGUUCCUCACAAAAUUGUUUUUGAAUUGGCAAGAUAAGAACAAAAAUGUAUAUUUGUGUCCGAAAUGUGAUGAAGCCCAACAAGACACAUGUGAGAGGAGUGUGGUAAAGUGUCGUUAUUGUAAAUAUUCAUUCUGUGUUAGAUGUUUAGGAUCUGUUGGCGUCAUGUUUAAAACUUGUCAAAAUUCAGAAUGUAAACAAAGUAUCCCGAAAGUUAAACAGCUUCUCGUUAAUUGUUCAAUGCGAACACUUGUUGGUGUUCCGAACUGCCCUUCCGUUCGCGCAUGCCCAGUGUGUAACUGUGUCAUUGAAUACGACGAGGUCGAAAGUUGUAAACACAUGACUUGUCCGCGGAAAUUUUGUCAAACAAAAUUCUGUUUUAUUUGUCUGAAGGUGAAGACGGACAAGUAUUAUUGGCCGUGUGGGGGCGCAUUCGACCCGUGUACUCCUGCAGAGAUUCAAAUAAUUGAAGACACAUCUCAAGAAAAUUAA